UUUGACAGGGAGAACUCAGCACAAACCCACAUUUUGUUUUUUUGCUUGUUUUUGAUUAUUUUCAUCAUGCCAUUUGUAAAGAAAUUGAUCAGACCAAGAUGACACUCUAUGUGUUAAAAGUACUAGCCAAUAGUUAACAGGAAAAUUCCAUAAUUGGCUAUUGGGUUAUUCAUCCAGUGUUCUGAAAUGCAGUAGAAUGAGCCUGCUCUGCUAUUAGUGAAAGCUGUUCCUAAGACUUUGAAUUAAGACUCGUGAGAAGAUGAGGAUGGUGAACUGUUCCGGCACCUUGACAUGCCCUCACAACCUGACAAAAGAGGAGUUAAAAAAAGGUUUGGACACUUAUGGGAACCUGAAGUUUAUUUUCUCAGUAGUUUUGACUAUAAUGAUGAUACUGGUGAUGUUUUCUCUGGGCUGCACUGUGGACAUCAAGAAGUUGUGGUCACACAUCAGAAGACCAUGGGGGAUUGUUGUGGGUUUGCUGUGCCAGUAUGGACUGAUGCCUCUGAUAGCCUACCUCUUGGUCAUUAGCUUUUCUUUGCCACCAAUUCAAGCUGUGGCAGUUCUCAUCCUGGGUUGCAGUCCUGGGGGAACAAUCUCUAACCUUUUGACCUACUGGGCUGAUGGAGAUAUAGACCUCAGCAUUUGUAUGACAACUUGUUCCUCAAUAAUUGCCACUGGAAUGAUGCCUCUCUGCCUUUAUCUCUACACUCGAUCCUGGGAUCUUGAACAGAAUCUCAUCGUACCAUAUCAGACCAUAGGAAUUGUUCUUUUAUGCUUAAUUGUACCGGUGGCUUUUGGCGUCUUUGUGAAUUUCAAGUGGCCGAAACAAUCUAAAAUCAUCCUAAGAAUUGGGAGCAUUGUUGGGGUGAUUCUCUUGUUGGUGAUCACGGUAGCUGGUGGAAUACUGAUUGAAGAAUCUUGGUUUUCAGAUAUUCCCCUUCUGGUCGUCACUUUCUUGUUUCCUUUGAUUGGACACAUGUUUGGUUUCCUUUUGGCUCUUCUCACCCACCAGCCUUGGGAGAGGUGCAGAACCAUUUCCAUAGAAACAGGAGCUCAGAAUGUACAACUGUGUUCCACCAUGCUUCAGUUAUCUUUCACUUCAGAACAAGUGGCCCAGGUAUUUACCUUCCCUUUGAACUAUGGAUUUUUCCAGAUGCUGAAUGGAUUUUUCAUUAUUGCAGUUUAUCAGACAUACAAAAGACUAUGUAAGAAAAAGCAUGAAGAAAAGAACCUUGACUGCAAUGAAGUAUCUGAACUGAAGGAAACAGCUGCCAGGAGUGAGGUGACUUCCUUUCUGGAAAGGGUUGAGGAGUCAGUGUGACCUUGUAACUCUCAUGACAACAGACCCAGUGGAACAUGCCGAAUGAUGGCCCUUUCUUCACCAAAACUCUAGUAACUGUUGGCCAACAAAUCAAUUCAUCUGUUUCAGAUGCUAUUCCUGAACUGUGUAGACAGAAUCUAUUUGAUUAAUUACUAUAUGCACUAUGAAUUGGUAAUGCGAUCCCUUUUGGGAAAAUAUCUUAUUCCCUUUUGGGAGGGAAAUUAAUUUGGCAUGUUAAUAGUCUUGCCUAAAUAGUAUUCUUAUGUAUGAAUACUUUUAAUAUAAUAAUAUACUUGCAAGUCAUUUUAUAACCCUUCUUUUGCAGUCGAUGGUGUUUAGAUUGGGCCAUAGAUCAUCCCUACUGCCUACUGGUUUUAUUGACCUGCCUGUUUAUUUAAAUUCAAUCCAAAGGCCAGUAGAUAGUACAGUGAAUAGAACACUAGUACUUCUCAUCUGUAAAAAAGAAAAAAAUCUCUUACCUAGAUGCCAAUUGACUAAGGAACAGUUAAGCAAAUUGUAGUUAUAAAUGUUCUCGUGCUGUAAGGCAGAGUAAAAUAAUUGUGAAAAUAAUUAUAUAGAGAAGUAUGAGAAGAUUUAGGAAGAAUGGGGACAGGUUUAAGAAAAUAACCUAUACUAACAAUAAGAAAAAAUGAAUUGAAGGCUAUACAGUUAUAAUUAUCAACUUUGCUCUUGAGAUGAGUUGAGAAAAUGCAUCUUUGCAGAGGCAGACUUGUAAUACUGUGGUAUGGAAUACUGUGAAUCUUGCCAGACAUGGCAAUGUGAUUAAUUUUUUGAAGUGAUUUUUUUCCCCCUUUUAAAAAUAUUUUUGCUACAAGGAAAAGCACAUUGGGUAGGAUGGGGGGGAAAGAUUGUAUAUGGAAAUGUAAUUUAUGUAAAACAAAAAGAAUCAAUAAAAAUGAGAAAAAUAAACAUUAGACAACUGUUAUAAGGAUUAAUCAAAAUAAUGUAUGUAAAGCAUAUUAAACUUACAUAGCUCCAACUC
Antechinus flavipes (yellow-footed antechinus) is the source of this 2324-nucleotide messenger RNA. It is a transcript of the gene SLC10A6, whose product is annotated as solute carrier family 10 member 6. The record is from RefSeq and is a predicted model, not a curated record. Bases 260 to 1321 code for a protein of 353 amino acids. Gene Ontology annotation, cellular component: membrane. Gene Ontology annotation, molecular function: bile acid:sodium symporter activity. Lineage: Eukaryota; Metazoa; Chordata; Mammalia; Dasyuromorphia; Dasyuridae. The transcript is spliced from 6 exons. Gene Ontology annotation, biological process: bile acid and bile salt transport.